Molecule: messenger RNA, 411 nt
Organism: Ambispora gerdemannii
Lineage: Eukaryota; Fungi; Glomeromycota; Glomeromycetes; Archaeosporales; Ambisporaceae
Source: the annotation of a GenBank genome assembly
AUGCCCAGACCAGCCUUCAUGUGCAUAAUUCUACCAGCUUGUGAUGGCGAACAUUUUCCAAAAACAGCUGUUCAUGAGCUUGAAGUCUUUCUUGAAGUCGUUCUUUCGAAGCUCGGUCACCCGAUGAAUCCUACCGCAACUCAAGACAGACAGCUGGAUAUUUCGAUAACGCAAGACAUACUUUUCUCAUCUCAAAGAUUCGGAACGAGUUUUUCCAUUGAUACAUAUAUUUCACCGUCUUGUAUGAUCUCCGAAGCAAUCGAAAAAGGUCGAGAAUUCGCUCAAGAAAAUCUGGGAUCCCCCACUGUCAGUAUGGCUCAUAGCCCAAGAGUAAAUAUCAUUAGCAUCGAGAUACGUAAUCCAGGCCUUGGCCCUACUAGAGUCGAUUCGCUCAUGAAAGUCGACUACUAA